Messenger RNA from Verruconis gallopava, 1489 nucleotides. RefSeq lists its product as uncharacterized. Bases 453 to 839 code for a protein of 128 amino acids. Lineage: Eukaryota; Fungi; Ascomycota; Dothideomycetes; Venturiales; Sympoventuriaceae. The transcript is spliced from 2 exons. The record is from RefSeq and is a predicted model, not a curated record.
CUCGACCCAGAAAUCAACAAUGCAAUGCGCAAGGCGCCUUUUCAGCUGGCUUUCACGAGGCACGCAGUUCCAAAUCCUUUCCGAUCUCCACCUUGAAGUUGGACAGCAAUACGACACUUACCAAAUUCCGCCUUGCGCACCAUACUUGAUCCUUGCUGGUGAUAUAGGCCGUCUGCUAGAUUAUGAAGGUUACCUGGCCUUUCUCACCCGUCAUGUCAGCCAGUUUCUAUCGAUCUUUCUUGUCCUUUGAAACCACGAGUUUUACGGCCUUACACUUGAAGAUGGACUAGAACGAGCCCAGAAGCUAGCAAGAGAGCAGGCGCUUUGCAGUAAAGUUAUUCUUCUACAUCGGACAAGGCAUGAUCUUGCGGAGCUUGGUGUAAUCAUUCUGGGAUGCACACUAUGAUCUGCUAUUCCUCGGGAGGCAGAAGACAUCGUGACAGCUUCCUUCAAUGACUUUAGGCGGAUUGUCGGGUGGGAUCAUCACUCGAGAGAAAUCGGGAGACAAUGAAAGGAGACGGAUCCUCAUGGUGACACAUUAUGCGCCAUGCAUUGAGGGUACUUCCCAUCCAGAGCAUGCAGCAUCGAAUUGCAAUUCGGCCUUCGCUACUGACAUACUCGAUAACGAUAAUGAUGGUUGGAGUAGAGUACAUACAUGGGUGUUCGGACAUACACAUUACAACACAGCCUUUACACGGAGUGGAACUUACAUUGUCUUGAAUCCGAGGGGAUACGUACUUGAUCCAGCGAAAGAGAAUGCUCCCUUAAAGAAAGGACAGAAGAAGAGAGGACAGAAGAAAAUGCGUAGUUUUGACCCUAAAAGGGUCAUUGCGCUAUAAUCGAACAUAUAUGCAGUGAAAGAGGCAUGCUAGCAUGAUCACAACAACUGGUACUUGGGGUUGGCUUUUACUUAAUGAUCGCGUAAAAGUUUCUUCCUAUUUGCUCGUACAUAGAUACUGUAAUGUAUAGUAACUGAUCCUGAGUACAGAACCUCUCCUAUCCCAAAAUUACAAGCUGCCAGUCUUUCUCGGCCAAACGAGAAUCCUCCUCCGUGUGAAGGUUGCUUGCACUUUGUUAAUGCCGUCAAUUUCCACCUUAACUUAACAAUUUCUAUCCUGAAUAGCACUGAAGGCUGGCCGGAACACAACGACAUUGCUAGAACGUAAUCAGCUUCCUGCCUUGAAGAACAGAUCUCACCCGUUGCUGUACGUUCUCAAACCUUAUAAAGGCACAUGUCUCACUUUCCAGAUGGUUAAAUAAUCCAGCAAGUUAAACAAACUCCUUCCCACACUUCGCGUUCGAGUUCGGGAAAUGAUACACCUUCUGCUUAUGCACUGGGGAACUAAGAUGCGCAUUUAGAGCAUUAUUAGUGUUAAAGGUCUUGUGGCACAGAUAGCACUCCCAAUGAGAACCAUUAAAUGCAUGCUUGGUAGCGGAGUAUUUGACGUUUUCAUCCUGAUGCCAUUCAAUUUGCUUCUUGGUGAUGGUA